GAGAGAAAAAAGUGUUGUCGAUAGAGAGGGGCGCACAGAGGAGCGCACACUAACGCGUGCAGACACAUAUUUAGUGGGUCAACGGAAUACUGGCCCGUGCGUGCACAUGUACACGCAGAAAAGCGGACGUCUUUACAACUUAAUUACGGAGUAAAUCACCCAACAAUGGAUCGGGAGUUAUGGAUUUAACGGGUAGAGGACUUGAAAUGGGCGGUCGGCUGGUGGUGUUGCUGCUGUGGAGUUGCCUGCUGUCGGCGGUUGACGGCUCACCUCUCCUCCUGUUCGCCAACCGGCGCGACGUGCGGCUGGUGGAUGCCGAGGGCGUGCGGGGCGAGUCGGCCAUCGUCGUCAGUGACCUUGAGGACGCGGCGGCGGUGGACUUCCUGUAUUCCGAGGGUCUGAUAUUUUGGACGGAUGUCAGCGAGGAGGCCAUCAAACAGACGCACUGGAAUCAGUCAUCCAACUCCCUUAAAGAAGCGCUGGGAACCAGCCAGACUGUGGUAGUGUCGGGGCUGGACAGUCCUGACGGGCUGGCCUGUGACUGGCUGGGCAGAAAGCUCUACUGGACAGACUCGGAGACCAAUCGGAUUGAAGUGGCCAACCUGGACGGCACCUCCAGGAAGGUCCUGUUUUGGAUGGACCUGGACCAGCCCAGAGCGAUUGCCCUCAACCCCGCUCAGAGCUACAUGUACUGGACAGACUGGGGGGAGGAGCCCAGGAUAGAGCGUGCUGGAAUGGACGGCAGCAACAGGAAAGUCAUCGUGGUGGUGGACAUCUACUGGCCCAACGGUCUGACCAUAGACCUGGUGGAGCAGAAGCUGUACUGGGCAGAUGCCAAACUCAGCUUCAUCCACAGAGCUAACCUGGACGGAUCGGCACGUGAAACAGUGGUGGAGGGCACCCUGACCCAUCCUUUUGCACUAACACUGUCUGAGGAGACCUUGUACUGGACCGACUGGCAGACCCGCUCCAUCCACGCCUGUAACAAACACAGAGGAGACAAAACCAGAGAGAUCCUCAGUGGGAUCUACUCUCCCAUGGACAUCCAGGUCCUGGAGUCCCAUCGGCAGCCUUACAUCCAGACUCCCUGCAGUGACGACAACGGAGGCUGUAGUCAUCUCUGCCUACUCUCUCCCGUCCAGCCCUUCUACAGCUGUGCCUGCCCCACGGGAGUCCAGCUGAAACCAGAUGGAAAGACAUGCAAACCAGGUAUGGAUCCUAUUUACAUCAGUAUGACUACUAAUGAAUGGCAAUCCCUAAGAGAAGAGUUAUUUUCAAACUGAUUGACUUCUAGAUGUUGAAACCCCAAAAGGAUUCGAUAAGAUGCUGAAGUCAGAUUUGACACAUUCUAUUGAAACCCAAAUUACUGGAAAGGACAGAGAGAGCAAAAUGAAGACGCUAUUAAGAACAAUUUUGUGCUCAAGUAAACAAUGCAAUCACACUGACACAGCAAAAUAGUCCCACCUACAAAGCGUGGUUAACAAGACGUGGGCUCCGUGUUUCAAGAUGGGUCGGUGGGUUGCCGACAUCGCCGCAGAACCCCUCGCACUGAGGACACUCCGUUCCGGUUGACAGUCUCGCCGGGAGCCCCGUCCACCCCUGCAGGGAAAGAGGGCGCAGUGAGCACUAAGUCCACGGCCCCAUGAAGUGACGAGAUCUGGGCACGGGGUGCGGUGAAGCUUGUGUCCGGAGCCGCAAGCUGCUUUCCCCCCUUCUUAAGCCUACAUACUAGAGCCGGUCACGGCCCUCGGCCAGCCAGCAGCCAGGGAGAGGAUCCCCCCUAUCUAGUUUAUAGGUAAUUAACAGGAAACAGUGGAUUAGUCGGGGGAGUUUAUUAUUUUUUUUUAUCACGGAAAAUAAGUUGUAGAAUGCCGUAGGAGGGUAAAGAUAGAUCGAUGUAUCGUUUCAAUAAUCGACGACCCAAUAUCAUCAAUGCUAAGUGAAAACAUCGAUUCAUCUUUAAAAUAAGGCUUUUAUCUUGAAAUUACCAAGACAUGACUUGUGUCACCAUUUCCUCCUGCCAACAGAGCCCAGUAUUCACAUUGUCAAAUCAUACUUUAAUUGCUUUUUGUGAGUUGAUAUUAAUGUAACUGAUUGUGUUAAAUAGGCAGAGGAUAUUGAUCGCAGGUCUCUGAAUGGAAAUUGUAUCCUGGCAGACUUUUUACAUUGGGUUUUGCAGGAUUAUACAACAUUUGUAUCAAAUACAAAUACAAUUGCCUUUUUAUAAUGUGUCCAAGGAAAUGACGUGUCGUCAGUAAGCAUCGUAUCGUUGUCCAAAGACUCAAUACGAUAUGGUAUCGUGAUGAUUUACACCGCUAGCUUGACGUGUUUUGUUAAUUUGCUGACCUGCCGAUGCUGAAAGGAUGCACGGUGCAGCCCUAGCUCGCAGUGGAUUCACAGAGUAUCUCGUAUGUGGCCAUUGUCUGCGGUGUGUACUGUCGUGUCCCAGCGUAGAGCGCAUCAGCUUGAGAACAAGUAAAGAACGACCUCUCUGCUAGCAGAGUGGGUCACUGACUGACUGACCGGCCCGCCAUGUUGAUUCCCACGGUGCUAAAACAAUAGAGCCUUCUUCUGCAAAAAACACAACACUGUGCUGGAGCGCCUCUGUGUCGGUUAGGCUGCGUUAUGUGAACGUAUUCAAUUUGAACGAAGCAUGCCAACCAAUCACUUAGCCACUGUUAACAAUAAAAAACUACAAUGCUCUUGUGUGUGUGUGUGUGUGCGCGCUUCUAAUUUGUUUUGCUUCGCUGGUUAAAUUGAGGCCGUUUGUUAUUAUGCUGGCAGCAGAGCGUGUGUGUGAGUGAGAGUGAGUAAGAGACUGUUUGUCAGAGGUCUUCAAGUGUCUCAGAAUGAAGUCGAGUGAAGAGAAGAGUGGAAUCACAGAUGCUUUCCCUCCUUCUGUUAUGGGGUAGUGUAGUUGGUGGACCCAAACGCACGCACACACAGCAGUUUUACUCCAGCCAAGACUUUAUUUAAAUGU
Messenger RNA from Anarrhichthys ocellatus (wolf-eel), 2980 nucleotides. RefSeq names its product low-density lipoprotein receptor-related protein 5-like. Gene Ontology annotation, cellular component: plasma membrane. The transcript has 7 exons. The coding region runs from base 180 to 1283 and encodes 367 amino acids. Gene Ontology annotation, biological process: canonical Wnt signaling pathway. Gene Ontology annotation, molecular function: Wnt-protein binding; Wnt receptor activity. The record is from RefSeq and is a predicted model, not a curated record. NCBI's taxonomy places the organism in Eukaryota, Metazoa, Chordata, Actinopteri, Perciformes, Anarhichadidae.